GUCACACCGCACACAAGCAGCACGGACUUAUUUGUAACAGCUGUUAUCUUGUUGUUCUCUUGCUGUACAGGUGUUUUGUUGUCUUUAUCACUUGGUCAAUGAGAAUGAACAUUGAUGAGUUAAAUGACGACUGUCUGUGCAUUAUCUUGGAGUACCUGCCGCUGCCCGAUCAAAUUGCCAUGGCGCGAAGCUCGUUGCGCUAUGAGCAGCUGCUGGGCGAGAUUGUGUGGAGAAAAGCUCGUUAUCGUGAAGUAUCCGUGUCGGAUGAUAUGUUGAAACCACUAAACAAAGAGGAUUACAUGUUCUUCUUUGAAGUGACGAGCGUCCAUAUGGAGAAACUGUACAUCUGGAAUGUACACGAAAAAGCAUUCGAUUCGUAUUUGGGGAGGCAUUUGUUGCGACCCGAGCUCGCAUUCUAUUUGGGAUUGAAGCUCACAAAUCUGCGCGAGCUGUGCGUCACGGAUGACUACAUGAACAACAGCAUGAUACAAAUUGUGAGCAAAAGUUGUCCCCAUCUACGUAGCUUAAGUGUAUCGAGCGCCUACAUAACGGGGCAGUUUAUGGUCGACCUACAUAAUUUGAAAACGCUCGUGGCAAGGGAAUGCUCCAUCGAGGCAUCGCACUUGGCUGACCUGCUCACACAGCUGCAGUUAACCACACUGGAUGUAACCGCCAAUAGAUAUAAUGUAGAGCAAACAAUACUACAAGCACCUGUACCUGGACUGUUACGUUUGCAACGUUUGGGCAUCUCGGAUGCAGAAGACUUCGGCUUUCGCAUCGGCGAACAGCUACCGGAGCUGAAAGAGCUAGUCGUAAGCUAUCAUGGCGCUAAGGCGGAAGAUUUGCGAGAUAUGUUGGACACCACAAGACAAUUGGUUGAAUCAUCCGACUCCAAAUUUCCAAAACGCCUGCAAUCGAUCAUGUGCAAUGUGGUUGAUGUGGAGGUAGCUCUAGAGCAGAUUACAGGUCUGGAAACUCGGUGUCCACGUGCCUCUCCACAGUUUUGUGAGCUUUUAAAAAUCAUUUACAAAUGCAAAUAGGACAUAUGUGUAGAAUGUUUCUUCUUUGAAGUUAUUUUUAAAGAUUUGCGAUUAGAUAUUCUAAUUUUGGCAAACGACACAAAGCGACGCAAGUACAGUGCAGACUUGCUUAAGUGAACCUUAUCUGAGUACAAUGAUCUGUGCUGAUUUAUCAGAGAUUUGACAAAACGACAAUGAAACAAACAUUCAAAGAAACUUUUCCAAAUUUUUACAA
Drosophila hydei is the source of this 1254-nucleotide messenger RNA. RefSeq lists its product as uncharacterized. NCBI's taxonomy places the organism in Eukaryota, Metazoa, Arthropoda, Insecta, Diptera, Drosophilidae. The transcript has a single exon. The coding region runs from base 99 to 1040 and encodes 313 amino acids. The record is from RefSeq and is a predicted model, not a curated record.